UUGGUUGACUUCAGACUGCUGUGCCAGCAGCGAGAAUUUCAAGCCAGUGGAUUUUAGCUUGCUGGACUUUGUGGGGGUGGGACCCAGUGAGCAAGACCACCUGGCUCCUUGGCUUCAGCCCCUUCCCAGGGGAGUAAAUAGUUCCGCCUCACUGGUGUUCCAGGUGCCACUGGGGUAUGAAGAAAACUCCUACAGCUAGCUCGGUGUCUGCCCAAUCAGCUGCCCAGAUUUGUGCUUGAACACAGGGUCCUGGUAGUGUAGACACACAGGGGAAUCUCCUGGUCUGCAGGUUGCAAAAACCGGGGUAAAAGUGUGAUAUCUGGGCCAGAUAGCACAGUCCCAUUGUGGCUUCCCUUGGCUAGGGGAGGGAGCUUCCUGACCCUUUGCACUUUCCAGGUGAGGCAAUGCCCCACCCUGCUUCUGCUCACUCUCCAUGGGCUGCACCCACUCUCUAACCAGUCCCAGUGAGAUAAACCAGGUACCUCAGCUGGAAAUGCAGAAAUCACCUGCCUUCUGUACUGGUCUCGCUGUGAGUUGCAGAUCAGAGCUGUUAUUCAACCACCUGCUCAGAUCCCCAUGAUCUCUGUCUAUUAAACAGUGCAGCAGAGAGAAAUCAGAGGAAGGGGAAAAAAGCAGGUGUCAUUAGAAUACUUGGAAUAGUAGUAAAAACUUUGGAGAAUUGUGAUAACUUAAAAGAAACUCAGAAGUCUAAAUUAGAUGUCAUUGUUAACGGGUUGAUUAAACAAGGGGGAAAUUGACAAUGAUCCCAGUGUUAGGCCUUCAUUAUUUAUUUAUUUAGAGACAGGGCUUCACCAUGUUGGCCAGGCUGGUCUCAAACUCCUGACCUCAGGUGAUCUACCCACCUUGGCCUCCCAAAGUGCUGGGAAUAUAGGCUUGAGUCACCAUGCCUGGCCUUUGCCUUUAUUUUUUUAUGCAGGUCUCAAAUUGGCUCCUGCUUUGGUGGAGUGAUAAUUUGAGGCCAAGGAUGGGUCUUUAAUCUGCAACAAAGAUGGCGUGUUUGUGCUGAAAGUUCAAGGACGUUCUAAGAACGCACACGUCUGGGGCUGACUGUCCGUGCGACACAGCAGUAACAGUGGCAUCAUGGGACAGGAGGCCUGGAUGAUUGUGGGCCUUGAAGAUGACUUCCCACACCCUGAUUUGCGUGGCAACAUGUGACUUGUAAAAAGUGGAAGCUUUAUGAUUUAGUCUGUUUGUGUUGGUAUAACAAAAGAUAUGAGAUCGGAUAAGUUACAAACAGUAGAAACUUAUUUCUAAUGUUCUAGAGGCCAGGAAGUCCAUGAUGAAGAUGCUGUUCUGUUCCAUAUAUGGUAAGAGCCCAACGUCUCCUUCCAAUACAGCAUCUUGUUGCUGCAUCCUCUGCAAGAGAUGGACACUGUGUCCUCACAUGGUAGAAGAAUGGAAGGAGUCACCUAGUUCUUUCAAGUCCUUUCAUAAGGUCACAAUCCCAUUUAUGAGGGCCCUGUCAUAUAUUAGUCACUUCCUAAAGGACCCAGCUGUAAAUACUAUCACAUUGGCAAUUAAAAUUCAAUAUACAAAUCUAGAGGAGAUACAUUCAGAACAUUCAAUUUCACAAGAUCAAGAAAGAAUAUGGGACAAGGGUAAUCUUGGUGUAGCCUAACUCAUGCACUGCUGCAAGAGACUUUGGGAAUAUUUUUUACUUUGAGUCACAGAGCCAAGCCAGAGACAAGAAAAAAUGCAAGAGUGAAGGAAAGCCUAAAAUAUUCGCUGUGAAGACCUAGGAUGUUACAGGAUAUUGUGACCCAUUGACUAAUAUUUAUUCUGUACAAUGCACUGACUUCCAAGAAAAGUAGCAGAAAAAGAAUUUUCAGAUAAUAGAUCCAAAACCAUAGAAACAAAUUAAUAUUGACUAGUUGAGUAUUUCAACAGUAAAUAAGAAAGGAAAUAUCUUUAUUUUGGUCAUAUUGGGUAGUUUUAGUAGAUAGAUAAAGGCUUACUCAAUCAAGUACUACAGAGCUAAGUGAAUGGCAAAGAUUUAAGUCUAAGAAAUCUCCUUUUACUCAGGGGUCCCCAAGAAUGACGUCUGACAGUGGCAGACUCAUGAGAGAACUAUGCCACCAGCCACGUCCCACAGAUAUGACCAGACCUAGGCAGACUUUGCUUUCCUCUGGCCUGUUCUCCAACCCUCUUACUCUUGUCCUCCAUCAGGAAUCAGCCUCACAGACAGUGGGACUUGGUGCCCUUUCUAGAGCUUUACAAGUCCACUUUGGAAAUGCACUUCUAGCUCAUAGAACUAUUUGUCACAUACCACUUUUCUCACUCUCUUUCCAUUUGUGUUAAAUUCAUAACUGGUCUCAUGAUUUUCCUCACAUCAGAAAAAGGUAAGAACAUCUCAGUACUAAAUGUUCUUUGUGGUUAAGUAACAAGUAAAGCCUUGAAGAUAAGACUUGAAAUCAGAGAAAACGUAAGUAGGAUAACAUCCACCUCUCUAAACACCCAAUCACAGUCUUACGUCAUUUUUUUUCAUGCUUUUAUGCUGGCUAGUAAUCGUGUUGCAAAAUUUCCCAAAGUUUUUUUUAUUACAGGGACUUUAAAGCAGGCAUAAUGGCUCCUUAAGGUCAUCUUCAUCUUUUCAACCCUGAAAUCACCAGCUGAUGACUUGUGGGGGUCAACAGAGAUUGGUUUGGGCCCUCUCCUGGGUCACCCUAGAAUCAGAUCUGCUCCCCAGCAUCUUCUGUUUCCUGCUACCUUGGAUUGGCCAUGACGGGCUGGAGCUGCCUUGUGACAGGAGCAGGAGGGUUUCUGGGUCGGAGGAUCAUCUGCCUGUUGCUGAAGGAGAAAGAGCUGAAGGAGAUCAGGGCCUUAGACAAGGCCUUCAGACCAGAACUCAGGGAGGAAUUUUCUGAGCUCCAGAAGAAGACCAAGCUGACGAUGCUGGAAGGAGACAUUCUGGAUGAGCCAUGCCUGAAGACAGCCUGCCAGGACGUCACGGUCGUCAUCCACACGGCCUCUGUCAUCGAUGUCUUUGGCGCCGUUCACAGACAGUCCAUCAUGAACGUCAACGUGAAAGGUACCCAGCUCCUGUUGGAAGCCUGUGUCCACGCUAGUGUGCCAGUCUUCAUCUACACCAGCAGCGUAGAGGUGGCCGGGCCCAGCUCCUACAAGGAAGUCAUCCAGAACGGUCAUGAAGAUCAGCCUCUGGAAAGCACAUUGUCUGCUCCCUAUCCACACAGCAAACGGCUUGCUGAGAAGGCUGUGCUGGCGGCUAAUGGGUGGACUCUGAAAAACGGUGGCACCUUGUACACUUGUGCCUUAAGACCCAUGUACAUCUAUGGGGAAGGAAGCCCAUUCCUUUCUGCCACAGUAAAUGAAGCCCUCGACAACAGGGGGAUCCUGCCAAGUACUGGCAAGUUCUCCACAGUCAACCCAGUGUAUGUUGGCAACGUGGCCUGGGCCCACAUUCUGGCCUUGAGGGCCCUGCAGGACCCCAGGAAGGCCCCAAGUGUCCAAGGACAGUUCUAUUACAUCUCAGACGACACACCUCACCAAAGCUAUGAUGCCUUUAAUUACAGCCUGAGCAAAGAGUUCGGCCUCCGCCUUGAUUCCAGUUGGAGCCUUCCUCUAGUCCUGAGGUACUGGGUUGCCUUCCUGCUGGAAGCAGUGAGCUUCCUGCUCAGCCCAAUUUACACCUAUCGACCCCCCUUCAACCGGCACACAGUGACAUUGUCAAAUAGCACGUACACCUUCUCUUACAAGAAGGCUCAGCGAGAUCUGGCAUAUAAGCCGCUCUACAGCUGGGAGGAAGCCAGGCAGAAAACCAUGGAGUGGGUUGGUUCCCUUGUGGACCGGCACAAGGAGACGCUGAAGCCCAAGACUCAGUGAUUUAAGGAUGACGGAGAUGCCCACAUGGGAGGAUGUUAUCAAGCUCCAUCCUCCUGGCUUCACACAGAAGGUGACAGGAGCACACGCCCAAGUCCUGCUGCUCCUUUCACACAAUGGCCAAAUUGUCUUCCUCGUGUCAUCAAAACCUGCGCAGUCACUGACCCAACCAGAAGCUUUCUGUCCUAACCAUACACCGGAGGACAGAGAGCUUUCUGUCCAAAUCUCAGUGACUGAUUCUGAACAAUUGUGGUCUCUUUUAACUUGAGGGUCUCUUUUUACUACUAGAGCUCCAUUUCUCCUCUUAAAUGAGAGAGCAUUUCUUUUCUUUUAAAUCUCUUCUUUCUUCACACAGUUCAAUGAGAAGAACAAUAAAUGUUUUCAUGCUUGA
Molecule: messenger RNA, 4249 nt
Organism: Callithrix jacchus (white-tufted-ear marmoset)
Lineage: Eukaryota; Metazoa; Chordata; Mammalia; Primates; Cebidae
Product: 3 beta-hydroxysteroid dehydrogenase/Delta 5-->4-isomerase type 1
Biological process (GO): steroid biosynthetic process
Molecular function (GO): oxidoreductase activity, acting on the CH-OH group of donors, NAD or NADP as acceptor
Source: RefSeq, a predicted model, not a curated record